AGUAAAACGCGUUUUUCACGAUCAUUGUAGUCAACUUCCUGCUCCUCCCCUUGGAACAAGAACAAGAAUAGCAACAACAUUAAAAAAACUCACCAACUCUCCCAAACUCCAAAACUCACAAAGAAAGAAAAAAAAAACCCUGUCUUUAUUACAUUUCUUUUCAAUAAACAACAACAUGAAACAGAAGCUUGAAACAAAUUAAAAACCUCUCAUUUUGUAGAGUCCUGUGAAGCAAAAAAACACUUUUUCCUUUUUUUUUUCUAUGGAAAACCCAAGAACAAGAGGUGGCAGCUGCUUGAGCUCAUGUUCUAGCCUAGAUGCUUUGACUACUACACUUAGUAGCUCAAUUCAAGCUCUGGGUCGUGGAUUUGAUGUCACUUCAGAUAUAAGGCUGUUGUAUUGCAAAGGGGCACCUGGGUCAAGGUUGGUUCAACUUGAAGAAGAUCAUACCAACGAUCUUGUUUUGUCUGGUGGUGUUAUUGUGCCCAAUGUGUCUGUUGACAUUGAGUGGUCAAUGGGCAAAGGUGGCAUCGAGAGAAAAUCAGUUUGUAGCUUUCAUGAGAUGUCAGGAUACUUUAAUGAGAAAUCUGGUAUGUCAGGGCAUGUUCCACUUGGAAGCUUUAAUGCCAUGUUCAAUUUCACUGGUUCUUGGCGAGUUGAUGCAGCAGCUACAAAAUCCCUUGCCAUGGUUGGAUAUUUAAUUCCCCUAUGUAAGGUCAAAUUAACAAAGCUAAAUUUAGCUCUGCAUGAGGAAGUCAGACGUGCUGUUCCUUACACUUGGGAUCCCGCAUCCUUGGCAAGUUUUAUUGAAAAUUAUGGUACACACAUUGUUACCUCUGCUACAAUUGGUGGGAGAGACGUUGUUUACAUCAGACAGCACCAGUCAUCUCCUUUGUCAGUAAUUGACAUUGAGAACUAUGUGAAAGACAUUAGGGAUCAAAGGUUUCUGGAUUCCAAAGGCCAGUCAAGUGCUGCACUGUUAAAAUACAAGGACAAGGAUGUUACAGUCAUUUUUAGGAGGAGAGGAGGUGAUGACCUUGAGCAGAGUCAUGCCAAGUGGGCCGAGACUGUAGAAUCAGCCCCUAAUGUUAUCAACAUGACAUUUACUCCCAUCGUUUCUCUUCUUGAAGGAGUGCCUGGUAUAAAACAUUUGGCCCGUGCAAUUGAACUAUACUUGGAGUACAAGCCACCUAUUGAGGAUUUACAAUAUUUCCUGGAUUUUCAAAUUGCUCGAACUUGGGCUCCAGAACAGAGCAACAUUCAAAGGAAGGAACCUGUGUGUACCUCCCUUCAGUUUAGCUUAAUGGGUCCCAAGCUUUAUAUCAGCCCAGAUCAGGUAACAGUUGGCCGUAAACCAGUCACUGGGCUUAGGCUUAAAUUAGAAGGCAACAAGCAGAACAGACUUGUAAUUUAUUUGCAGCAUUUAGUGUCUCUUCCAAAAAUCCUUCAACCCCAUUGGGAUGCUCACAUGGCCAUAGGUGCACCCAAGUGGCAAGGUCCUGAGGAGCAAGACAGCCGUUGGUUCGAGCCCAUCAAGUGGAAAAACUUCUCCCAUGUAAGCACUGCGCCAAUAGAACACACUGACACUUGCAUUGGAGACUUCUCAAGCGUUCAUAUUGUCACAGGGGCUCAGCUUGGUGUUUGGGACUUCGGUUCCAAAAAUGUAUUACACCUUAAACUCCUCUUCUCCAAGGUACCAGGGUGUACAAUAAGGCGAUCUGUAUGGGAUCAUAGUCCCUCCAGCCUUUCUAGUGGACAGAGAGCCAAUGGAUCUUCAUCAUCAGUUUCAAAUGAGAGAACUUCUGAGGAUAAGAAGGAAGAUAAUUCAAGCCAUGUUGGGAAACUAGCUAAAAUUGUGGACUCGACUGAAAUGUCAAAAGGACCACAGGAUAGUCCAGGUUACCCUUUUUCCACUUGUAAGUAUAGUCAAGCAUUCUUUGCACAGGUGAUCCUCCUUCAUUGUACAUUGUGCUCUUUUGUUUCUUUGUUUGUCGUUACAGUUGAUAGUCAGAUUAUUAGGUAUUUAACUCAUUUCCUCAAUUUAGUUUCAAUAUUCGAUUAUUAGAAAACCAGGCUAUGUUACCCAAUAAACAUCACAUUGUUAUAUGAAGUGCUUGUUCUGGUUCUC
This is a messenger RNA of Durio zibethinus, 2128 nucleotides long. Lineage: Eukaryota; Viridiplantae; Streptophyta; Magnoliopsida; Malvales; Malvaceae. The record is from RefSeq and is a predicted model, not a curated record.